Messenger RNA from Tremella mesenterica DSM 1558, 4008 nucleotides. RefSeq lists its product as uncharacterized. NCBI's taxonomy places the organism in Eukaryota, Fungi, Basidiomycota, Tremellomycetes, Tremellales, Tremellaceae. The transcript has 6 exons. The record is from RefSeq and is a predicted model, not a curated record. Gene Ontology annotation, molecular function: protein tyrosine phosphatase activity. Gene Ontology annotation, biological process: protein dephosphorylation. The coding region runs from base 1 to 3765 and encodes 1254 amino acids.
AUGCACGACAUGUUCAAUCCUUCCGGUCGACCUCCCCCAGUGGACUUGUAUCCCAAUAAAGAAACCGCAAGACGAUUGUCAGAGAUGCAAGUCGAAGAACCGAUCGAUGUCAAGAUGAAAACUGAACAAACUCGAAAACUAAAUCCAGUUCAACGAAAUUUUGCCGUAGGUGCUUCAACACAUAAUCAACCUACUUCCCCACCUACAUCGAUCAAACCUAUAAUUCAAACACCUCCAUCAACACGUCAACGUUCAAACAAAUUUCCUACAGAUUCAGCUUUAAGAUCACCAAUCCCACCUAUUCCUUCAUCACCUUCUCCUACUGCUUCUCCUGAUUUACAAAAUCGACAUCAUUCCCCUGACCUUGAACUUUCCCCGCCCCCAGCUACCGCCACACGUCCGAAGAAAAUGCCAACUAUGCAAUUACCCACAUUCACCCCUGCCUUCGCACCUUCGGCAAAAACUCCUGCAUCACCAUGGUUGUUAUUAGCGGCAAGUUCGGGUGCACCCACCCCGUCAAUUGCAGGUCCAUCGAAUAGUCCUCAUUUAGGUUAUCCCUUUGAACAAUUGAACAUUGGAAGCAGUUGGAGUGGAGCCAAUCUAUUAGGAGAUGAUAGUGGUAUGGCAAUGAAGAUUGAACCUUUUGAAAACCCACCUACGAAAUUCAAUCCCUCGAAGAUUUCUGGUAUACCCCCUUUGCCAGAAAUCAGCAGGGAGAAAUUGGCGAUGUAUAGAUCUAUGGUCGGUCAAGCAUCCGCAGGGCGUAAAGAAAUUUCUUCUCCGUUGAAGGCGCCACCAUUAGAAUCAUCAACAGUUCCAUCGCCCCAGUUCGUUCAAUCAAUCCGGCAACCACCAAUGGCAUUAUUGCAGUCUUCAUCAUCGUUCAUGAAAGCUCCCAGUCCUUUGAGCACAAACACCAUUUCAUCCGCUUCCAGUCGACUUCCACCGCUGUCCGUCAAUGCUCUUAUCUCCAAAUUGUCUCUAUCCCCAUCGACAGUCUUGAUACUAGAUGUUCGACCACCGUCGUCAUUUUCCAUAUCUCAUCUACCCAACUCACACUCCCUUCCGAUCCCUUCCACACUUUUACGGAGACCUGCGUUCGACUUGGGCAGAAUCACCCAGAUGCUCACGCCCGCCUCCGUGGAGGCCGUCAGUAAGUGGCGGGAGAAGAGUGAUAUCAUCCUCCUCGACGCCGAUAGUGGAAAUGCCCCAAAUGGAGGGGUUUUGGAUGGGUUAGCUGCCAAAUUUGAGCGAGAAGGUUUCAAUGGUCGAUUAUGGUUUGUCAAAGGAGGUCAUAAUGCUUUGAUCAGUUCGGCUCUCGUCAAUCUUGUAUCUGACGACGACGACGACGAAGGUAGUGGUGAUGAUUCUACCACGCUAUCUGCCUCUGGUCUGAUGGCGGGUAGAUUGGGCAGCAUGGCUUUCAGACAAGAAUCCACUAAUUCCGGUCGCCCCAGUCGACCACAUAGCAAUGGUUCUCAUUCCACCACUUCUCAAACUCCAAGCAUUUCUUUCCGUCCUGAUCCCUUCACUUCAUCCGCCACUUCCACAGCUACAGAAAUUCCCAUACCUUCGUCUCCUGUUCGUAAACCCACUCGCAGUGGUAUUUUCAAUCACAUGUUAGGCUCUACAUCAUCCUUCAACUCCGACGCAGGUCGAUCUAUUCGUCUUCAACCUGCCAACCCAUUCUUCGACAACAUACGUCAAAACCUCGAACUCUCACAUGAAGGAAUCAGCGAGCGUAUACCUCUCGGUCUCAACCAGUCCAUGCUUGCUAGAGCAGAAGAAUUACCCACAUGGCUCCGACCUCUGGUAGUCAUGCCUGAGAAAGACCGCAUGGACCGUUUAGCAGAACAAUUCUACGCUAUAGAGCUCGGCGAACAGAAACGUUUACAAGCUGUUAUGGAUUAUCAUACGAAAGAAUCCGGUACGAAACUCGAGCAUACUCCACCUGAACCUCAACAGACUUUGAAAAAUUCAUCGGUAUUCAUGAGUCGAUCGGAAUCUCUCUCGAGUUCCCAGGAGGGGGAUUAUUUCCCUUUUUCCAUAACGGCAGGAGUAGAAAGAGGUAGUAAAAAUAGAUAUAAAAAUAUCUGGCCAUAUGACUUUUCCAGGGUAAGAUUGGGGUGUCCAGGUGAAGAAGAUUGCGAUUAUAUAAAUGCUUCGUUCGUUCAGCCUCGAGGGACUACUAGGAGGUAUAUCGCGACUCAGGGUCCAUUGGAUGCUACCAUUUGUGAUUUUUGGACGUUGGUGUGGGAACAAGAUGUUCGAGUGAUUGUCAUGAUCACAAAGCAAUACGAAGGUGGUUUGAUGAAAUGUGGUAACUACUGGAAUUCUGAAAAUUGCGGUCAAUUCCAAGUUCAACUCAUCUCUCAAAAAGGUGAUGAUGAUGCUCAACCUGAAGAACGUUCAAAAACAGGGUUCGACUUUGGUGCGGCUGCUGUUACUCCGAAAGGUGUCAAUACCCCUCAAGAGAAUAUCAAAAGAGUUUUUCAAUUGACUCACACUGGUUUACCUGGGAAACCGAUUAGGACAGUAACACAGAUACAAUGUGUUUCAUGGCCGGAUUUCGACGUACCGCAAUCAGCGGAUACUUUGUUGAGGUUGAUAAAGGAUGUGGAUGAAGCUGUUUUAGGGCAUUGUAAGCAGGUCGAAAAGGAGGAUGAUCCAUUAGGAAGGGUUAAUCAACCGCCUGUACUCGUGCAUUGUUCAGCAGGUGUCGGCCGAACAGGUAGUUUCAUCGUUGUCGACUCUAUCAUAGAUGGUAUACGCCGAGAACGUCAACAAAUCAAACCUUACUCCGUCCCCACUACCGAGUCCAUACCAGAACAAAGUACCACCCCAUCUGGUCCUCAUCCCAACACAUCAUCCCUCAACAUCCUUCCCGAUCCGCUUGUCGCUAAUCUACCCUUGCAACCCUCUACAUUACAUGGUCCACCAGGAUCUAUGACCACUCCUCAACCCCCAAAUUUGAAACCGGCACAAGCAUCAUAUAUGGACGUAGAGAAAGUCGUCCAGCCCAUGGAUAUAGAUUUCAGUAAUCCGAUAGAAGAUAAAGAUACCGAUAGCCUGAAUACUAAUUGGGACGAUAGAUUUCUGAGACAUAGAGGGAGUGAAACUUCCACCGGAAGUGGGAGUAGUAGACGACCUAGUUUAGCUUCGGCGUUUACUUCGUCGGAAAAGCUGUCUUCGGAGCAUCUGCACAAGACAUUACCCACUCCACCAGCCAUCACCAAAUCACAAGAACGUCAUCGCGCCCCUACCCCUCUAUCAUUGAUGGAAAACCCCAUUCCGGCGGUUUUGGAAAGUAUGAGGGUUCAACGAAUGUCAUUGGUUCAAUCUUUACGCCAAUAUGUUUUCGUUCAUCGAGCUAUAAUAACGUACUGUCUUCAAUUUCCCAUUCUGAACCAAGUUUCUGAGCCUAACCAAAAUCAUAACAACCAUUCACGCGAACUAUCCUCAAGAUCAUCUUCCAACCCCACGACAGACGACGAAAGUCAUCCGAAACGUCCCGCAUCACCUACCGAACUACGUGAACCUCCCUUGCCUCAAGUGAAAGUCGGUACGUCAGGUUUGGCCAAACGGACGAGUCAUAAGAAGAUGAGAGGAGAUGGUAUGUCCAUGCCCAGUUCACCUAACCGAACUCAUCAUGCGAGUCCGAUCGGUACGCCUGGAUCGGGGAGGGCGAGGACGAAGAGCGGGUCCAGUCCGAGUAGCGCGGGUAGUGGACCCAGAGCUUCUGAUGGUACGGGGCUAUCGAGAUGAUGCUGUGGUGCCUCGAGACGGAAUCGUCAUAAUACCGCCUUGUGAGGUCAGGUUUGCGUAGUUCUUGUCGUCAACAGGUGGGAUAUGGUUGCGACGUGUUGAGAAAUGUAGCGGAUGGACAUUGAGGGAUGUAGCAUUCUUGCAUAGUAGUCUUGAUUCAUUGAUGAGUGAGUGCGGCUGGGAGUGUGUUCAAAUAAAGAGUUGUAGCUUAUUGGUGAUCAUGCAAUUUAAUAAUAGCAUUGC